AUGACACUUCAUCAAUUCAUUAGGAAGAGCGUCAAUAAGAAAAAGUACAUACUCUCCAUGUUUCCCUAUCCUUCGGGUAAUCUACACAUGGGUCAUGUCAGAGUGUACACCAUCUCGGAUCUACUUGCAAGGACUCACAAAAUGUUGGGCUACAACGUCAUUCAUCCUUUCGGAUUUGAUGCUUUCGGAUUACCUGCAGAGAACGCUGCUAUUGAAAGAGGUGUUUCUCCUGCUGAUUGGACCUAUAAGAAUAUUGCUCACAUGAAGGAACAAAUUAAAGCAUUGGAUUUUGAUUUUGAUUGGGAUAGAGAAGUCAUUACGUGCAAUCCCGAAUAUUACAAGUGGACACAAUGGUUAUUUCUUCAAUUAUUUUCAAAAGGAUUAGCCUAUCAACAAGAGGCUUUGGUAAAUUGGGACCCAGUUGAUCAGACCGUGCUGGCGAAUGAGCAAGUAGAUAGUCAAGGACGGUCGUGGCGAUCUGGAGCUUUGGUGGAACGGAAAAAUUUAAAACAAUGGUUUUUCAAAAUUCGUGAAUUUGCACAUGAGUUAUUAACAGAUGCAGACACGCUAGAAAAUUGGCCUCUCAAUGUCAGAACCAUGCAAAAGCAAUGGAUUGGAAAAUCUGAGGGAGCAGAAUUUACCUUUAAAACAACAUGUGGAAAUUCACUGACUGUUUUUACCACACGACCAGACACAAUAUAUGGAGUAACAUACAUUGCAGUUGCUCCAGAAAACGACAAACUUAUUUCGAAUAUGGUACCUGAGGCCAGAAAGCCAGAGGUGGAAGCUUUUAUUAAAAGAUUAUCGUCAUUGACAAGCGUCAAAAGAAAUGAAACGGCUGCCAACUCUAAAGAGGGAUGUUAUAUUGGUGUUGACGCCAUACAUCCCAUUACCAAAGAGGCCAUUCCAAUCUAUGUGGCAGACUAUGUCAUUUCUGAUUUUGCUGAAGGAUGUGUUAUGGGAGUACCUGCACAUGAUACACGAGAUUUUGAAUUUGCCCAAACGCACUCUAUUCCAAUCAAAUAUGUCAUUAAGUCACAAGACACUCUGGAUGAUUUUCAUGACAGUUGCUACUCUGAAAAGAAUGGUAUUUUAAUUAACUCUGAUAAAUUUAAUGGAAUGAAAAUUGAAGAGGCAGCACCUAAAAUCAUUCAGUACGCAGAGAAAGAAGGAUUUGGUAGGCCAUCUGUUCAAUACAGAUUGAGAGACUGGCUUGUAUCAAGACAACGAUAUUGGGGGGCUCCAAUUCCUAUUAUUCAUUGCCCUCAAUGUGGCCCUGUUCCUGUCCCAGAGAAAGAUUUGCCUGUUUUGUUACCUACAAAUAUUGAAUUUACAGGCAAGGGUCCAUCUCCUUUAGCAAAAGCAACUGAGUGGAUGAAUGUGAAAUGUCCAUGUGGGAAAGGAGUGGAUUGUACACGAGACACCGACACAAUGGAUACGUUUGUGGACUCUUCCUGGUAUUUCCACAGAUAUACCGAUGCCAAAAACGACAAGGAGGCGUUCAACAUUGAAAAGGCCAAUAAGGAAAUGAACGUUGAUAUUUACAUUGGUGGUAUUGAACAUGCCAUCCUUCACUUGUUAUACUCGAGAUUUAUUCACAAAUUCCUUCACAGAGAAGGCUAUAUGAAAGACCGAGAGCCAUUUAACACACUUCUCACGCAAGGCAUGGUUCAAGGAGAAACAUUCAAAGACUUGGAAACGAACAAAUAUUACAAGACUGAAGAAAUGGAACGUAAUGAAGAGGGUAUUGUGGUUGAUAAGAUCACAAAAAAACCUUUAACAAGCGUGUGGGAAAAGAUGUCAAAAUCAAAAUAUAACGGCGUGGAUCCAGAAGCUGUCACAAAAGAAUUUGGAUCUGACACUGUACGUCUCUAUAUUCUAUUCAAAGCUCCAUAUGACAAGGAAUUGAUGUGGGAGCAAAAUCAAAUAUUAGGUCAAGAGAGAUUUUUGGUAAGAAUGGAAAACUUAGUCAAUAAUUUUGCCACGCUUAAAAAAGCUCAGAAGAGCGAAGACGCGACAUCUGAUGAUGAGUUUAAAUUCCUUAAAGAAAUUUACACAUUGAUCGAGCAGAUAAGAGAGGGAGUUACCUCUCGCUUCACAUUCAAUGUUUGUGUAUCAAACCUCCACAAAUAUGGAAUUGCUUUGCAAGAAUAUGAAGACAAGAUUGGUACCACUAAAUCAUACGAAGAUGCCAUGUUGUUACUACCCUCUGUGAUGGCUCCAUUCACCCCUCAAUUUGCAGAAAAGGCUUUCAAAAUUGUGACCGCUCACUUGCCCUCCACUCAUCCACUAAAACAAGUCACAAGUGUUCAUGAAACAGCUUUCCCCAAUGUUUCACCCAAUAAUAUCCAACUCGAAAAGAAGACUCAAAUUUGUGUCAUUCAAGUGAAUGGCAAGAGAAAGGACGAACUUCAAUUACCCAUGUCGCUUUUACAAGUAGCCAUUCCAUCCGAAAGACAAGCUCAAAUUGAGUCCUUCAUUUCACAACAAUCCAAAGCUGUCAUGAAACUCUCCCAAACCUCCAUUAAGAAGAUCAUUCACGUUGAUAAGAUGAAAAAUCAAUACGUUAUUAAUUAUAUUGUCUCCUCAUCUGACGAGUAA
Molecule: messenger RNA, 2601 nt
Organism: Naegleria lovaniensis
Lineage: Eukaryota; Heterolobosea; Eutetramitea; Acrasida; Naegleriidae
Exons: 3
Coding region: 1-2601 (866 amino acids)
Biological process (GO): mitochondrial translation; leucyl-tRNA aminoacylation
Cellular component (GO): mitochondrion
Molecular function (GO): aminoacyl-tRNA deacylase activity; ATP binding; leucine-tRNA ligase activity
Source: RefSeq, a predicted model, not a curated record